This is a messenger RNA of Fulvia fulva, 879 nucleotides long. Its product is annotated as Fatty acid repression mutant protein 2. Lineage: Eukaryota; Fungi; Ascomycota; Dothideomycetes; Mycosphaerellales; Mycosphaerellaceae. Gene Ontology annotation, biological process: cellular response to oxidative stress. Bases 1 to 879 code for a protein of 292 amino acids. The transcript has 2 exons. The record is from RefSeq and is a predicted model, not a curated record.
AUGCCAGCACCAGCCUCGCGGGUCUUGGGUGGAGUCCUUGCUGUUGGCGUGAUCUUGUUGGCAUAUUUAGUUCUGUGCCUGCCCCUCCACGACGACAUGUCUGCCCCACUAGUUUUGAGGAGUCUUUUGUCUCGAAACACUUCUGCCUUGUUGAGACCACUUACUGCUUCGACACUUACAAGCUCUCACAGCUCCCGUACCACGACAUUCACAUCCUCGCACUUCAGCACAACUACCGCGACCAUGUCAGCAAUCAAAGGCUACGACCAAACCUCUUUCAAAGACGCCGUCAAGCACCGUCGCACCGUCUACAGCUUGCAGAAGAAGUCCCCGAUCUCGGACGAUCGUAUCAAGGAGAUUGUUACCCAGGCUAUCAAGCAUGUUCCGUCGUCUUUCAAUAGCCAGUCGGCGAGGCUGGUCGUGUUGGUGAAGGAGGAGCAUGAUAAGUUCUGGCAGGUUGUGAGUGAUGUGCUCAAGGCGCAUGUGCCCGAGGAUAAGUGGGAGCAUACCAAGCAGAGGAUGGAUAUGUUUUCGGGGGCUUAUGGGACGAUCCUCUUCUACGAAGACCCAAACCCCAUCAAAGCCCUGCAAUCCAAACUGCCCACCUACGCCGACAAGUUCCCCGUCUGGUCUGAGCACACUUCAGCCAUGCAUCAGUACGAGUUGUGGACUGCCUUCGAGACGGAGGGACUGGGUUGCAAUUUGCAGCAUUACAACCCGCUGCCUGAUCAGAAGGCGUCGGAGAUUUGGAACAUCCCACUGGAGUGGAGCUUGAAGGCGCAGCUUGUUUUCGGCGAGCCGAAGGAGGGUGCGAGAGAUCAGUUGCCGACGAAGAGCGAGGAGCCGAUUGAGGAGAGGGUCAAGUUUUAUGGGUUUUAG